AUGAUUGCUGAAGUUCCUGCGCAAGUUCCAUUUGAGAUGCAGCCAGGAGGUUUGCCCAAGCCUGGAAACCCAGCUUUUCCAGCAAAUCUCGAUCCAGAUGUUCUAUCUCGGGUUCCGAAAUUGAGCCCUGCCCAAGCUGGACACCUUCGUCACUUCCACAACUUAGCAGGUCAACUUGAUGGGGAUUGGCACCAUAUGGGAAGCUGUGAUCCGGGUCAAGAAGUGUUUGGAGCCUACCGUUACCAACUGGCCACGAUGACGUAUGCAGCUAGCGCUGCACAUUAUCAUCGCCUCCCUGUCAUGAGCUCCGUGUUCCGCGUUCUUUUCGAACAGCUAAUCCACAAGAUGAUGCUGCGGGACGUGUGGGGAUAUUGGUAUCUCACUUCGCAGUCCGGAAAACGGAUUGAUCCCGACAUCAUGGAACUCCGCAAGCCAUGGCCUGAUCCGGUUAUAAAGGAGAAUAUCAUGUUCAGUGGCCACUUGUUGCUCAUGGUAAGCCUAUAUGCGAUGCUGUUCAACUCUGACAAGUACGAAAGAGAAGCCUCUUUGACGUUUGAGUGGGAUCCGGUAUUUUGGGGGAUGGGAUCUCAGAAGUACCAAUACAACCGCGCCUCUCUGCAGGCCGCCAUUAUCGAUGAGAUGGAGAAGAGCGAAUGGAUGGGCGUCUGCUGUGAGCCGAAUAAUGUGUUCGUCAUCUGCAAUCAGUUUCCAAUCAUAGCGAUGCGGUAUAAUGACGUUCGUGAUGGUACCUCUACCGCCGAGAAAGUUUUGGAAAAUUACAAGGCUGCGUGGCUUGCCAGGGCAGGUGGUUUCACCCGUAAGACCGAGGAUGGCGAGGACGGAUUCAUCGAAUUCUGGAUGGUCAAGCAAGACGUACUAGUGCACAAUGUCCUGGGUGUGGCAGCCAACGCCUGGGCCUCUGCGUUCAUGAAUUCUUGGAACUCCGAGUUCGUCCAUGGUGUUUUCUCAAGACACUUGAGAUGCCUUCUGACCAAGUUUCCUGAUGGCCGCGUGAAUUUCAACAACAAGAAGGUGAUCAAACAGCUAAAAACAAUCAUUCCAAUCGACAGAGGCUCCCCCAAGCAGCUUACGAAUUCGCCUGAAGAGUUUCAACGAGCGCUGUCAGUCGCACGAACAGACCUCUCAAAUCAGCAUAUGCCCACUCCGAUGGGGCCUGCCUGUCCAUCGAUGGAUUUCGGUUUCUUGGUUCAAUGGGUUUCAGAGGUAGCUCCGAUUGAAGAUCAGGAUGGAGAUGACAUCUUGGAAGGUCUGCUAUGCCACGCUGACACAUAUCUAAACCCGACUUGGGAAAAAGGUGGAUUGUACUAUCCACGCAGGGACAUGCCACUAAGCGAUGCUGAAGGUAACUGGGUUGUGAUGGACCCGCUCUCUGGCAAUGCGAGCAUUCCUUAUGGGCGUUUGAACGUCAGAGAUGGGCAGAAGAAGAUGUGGGAUCAACCCUGGGCUGAAGAGCACCACGGAAAGUAUCCGAAAAUCGAAGGCGUGGACCUCUCUAGCGGCGUGGACUUUCUGCGCGGCGAAUGGCUGGAUGAGCACGGGACACUUGUGCUCACAAUGAAGAGUUGGAAUGAUAUAACCAGGCUUGUUGCACCAAAGGUUGUCAAUCUCCCUACAGGAGUUUACGGAGUUUAUGUUUCUGGCAAUUUAAUCAAAGUCCAUGAGAUACGGGAACGCGACAUUCUUGAAAUCCCGCUCGCUGUAGGAGCAGCAGAAGUCGACGUCGUUGUGCUCCAAUCAAGAUUAGAAUGA
Molecule: messenger RNA, 1770 nt
Organism: Pestalotiopsis fici W106-1
Lineage: Eukaryota; Fungi; Ascomycota; Sordariomycetes; Amphisphaeriales; Sporocadaceae
Exons: 2
Coding region: 1-1770 (589 amino acids)
Source: RefSeq, a predicted model, not a curated record